AAAACAUCAUCAACUGACAACUGCAUUACGCCAUGGCAGCGUCAGUAUAUGACAUAGUACAGCCGCCUAAGGACACAAAGAAAACCCUGACCGUAGCUCUGUCAGCACGAGCGCUGUUUGAUUUGGAGAAAGAAGACAGAGUGUUCCAGGAGCGUGGACUGGAGGCGUACAUACAGUACAUGGUGGAGAGGGAAGACGACAUCCUGCCGAAGGGACCGGCAUUUGAGUUUGUCAAGUCCGCUUUAGCGGUCAAUGACCAUAUCCGAGACCUGGACCCGAAGGACAUAGAGCUGUUUGACAUCGUGAUUGUGAGCCGUAACCACGCCCAGGCUGCCAUCAGGCUUAUCAACUCCAUCAACCACUAUGGUGAGGGAACUGACCCUACAGAGUACCUGGGUGCCUGGAAGGUGGACCUGUUCCUGUCACCAGAGGAAGACGAUGUCAGGAGGGCCAUACAAGCAGGCUACCCCGCAGCGGUGGUUUACAAGUACGACACCGCAGCCCUCCCACCACACAAUGAACUCAGAAUCGUGUUUGACGGGGACGCGGUGCUGUUCUCAGACGAGGCAGAGCAGGUGUACCAGGCGGGAGGGUUCCCGCUCUUCUUCGAAAACGAGUCUCAAAAGGUUUCUACGCCACUGGAUGAGGGCCCCAUGACAAAGUUUGCCAUGAGGAUUUCAGCACUGCAGCAGAAGUUUCACCAGAAGAGAGUACCGUGCCCCAUCCGCACCUACCUCCUAACCGCCAGGUCAGGCGCCAGCACAGGAAAACGUGCAAUCCUCACUCUCCGCCACUGGUGUCUACAGAUCGACGAGUGUAACUUCAGCGCGGGAGCGGGAAAGGCCGCCAUGUUGAGGGCCAUACGGCCACAUCUGUACUUUGACGACUCGCAGAAAAACAUUGAUGCCGCUCUGCAAGAGAACGUAUGUGCAGCGAGGGUUCUGUACGGUGUACAAGACAAGGGGGCAACACAGAAAGAACAUCACAAUAAAAACUUGAGUGAGAGCAAUGGAGAAAAAUGAAAUGUUAACAUCCUGGUAUAGUUACAAGUAAGAAAGACUCACAGAAGAACAUUGACGCAGCUCUGAAAGAGAAAGUCUGUGCAGCAAGGGUUCUGUACGGUGUACAAGACAAGGGGCAACACAGAAGGAACAUCGCAAUAAAAACUUGAGUGAGAGCAAUGGAGAAAAAUGAAAUGUUAACAUCCUGGUAUAGCUACAAGUGAAAAAACUCAUGGAAGAACAUUGAUGCAGCUCUGCAAGAGAAUAUCUGUGCAGCAAGGUUACUGUAUGGUGUACAAGACAAGGGGGCAACACAGAAAGAACAUCGCAAUAAAAAUUUGAGUGAGAGUAAUGGAGAGAAAUAAAAUAUAACAGUCUGGUAUGUUUACAAGUAAAAAAAGACUCGCAGAAGAACAUUGAUGCAGCUCUGCAAGAGAACAUCUGUGCAGCGAGGGUUCUGUAUGGUGUACAAGACAAGGGGGCAACACAGAAAGAACAUCACAAUAAAAACUUGAGUGAGAGCAAUGGAGAGAAAUG
Messenger RNA from Branchiostoma belcheri (Belcher's lancelet), 1538 nucleotides. Its product is annotated as cytosolic 5'-nucleotidase 1A-like. Gene Ontology annotation, biological process: nucleotide metabolic process; adenosine metabolic process. The record is from RefSeq and is a predicted model, not a curated record. The transcript is spliced from 6 exons. Gene Ontology annotation, cellular component: cytosol; cytoplasm. Lineage: Eukaryota; Metazoa; Chordata; Leptocardii; Amphioxiformes; Branchiostomatidae. The coding region runs from base 33 to 1022 and encodes 329 amino acids. Gene Ontology annotation, molecular function: magnesium ion binding; 5'-nucleotidase activity; nucleotide binding.